UUCCAAUCCACUACCUCUAGCUUAGGUGGAUUCAUUUCUCUGUCCCUCGACUAGGCUGCGACUGCUGCCAUUGAUUGCUUCCUACAAUCGCCACAACCUUUCUUUGGUCUUCGUCCCGUCCCCUCAAACAGCUCCAACCAGGCUGGACGACAACUACAAGGCAAAGCACAGAAAGCAAGCCGCCCAUGCCUACAACCGCCCCCGACAUCCGCCCUCCGCCCCUGACGUCGCGCCGGCAGCCGAUUUCGGCCGGCUUGCCCACAGGAGGGUGUGCUGGCAAGCCACAUUAUUUGUCAAUUCGGAACCUUUGUGUGGAAGAGAUGUGCUACCUGGUAGGUAGUAGGUAUCUAUCUACCUACAGGUAUCUACCUAUCUCACUCCGUCCUCCGGCAAGCCUUCCGCUCCCAACCCAACGCCGUCACAGACCUAUGGGGACGCUUCCGUGCCUCUGGAGUGACGAGUAGCGAAAGUCGGCUCCAAGCGCAACCUCCGCGCUAAAGAAAACGACUGGAUUGUUUGUUGGUCUUGUGUGACGGGUUCAUCACUGCGCGGGGAUGCGGCACGGUAUGUAAUUCCUCACCAGCAACCGAGAGGGAGUGCUUACCUCGCGACCUAGCUGUCGGGUGGGAAGCUCGCCUAUUUCUUUCCUCAAUAUUUUAUGUGCGCCCGACCCUCCUUCUUGGGCCCACGACGCCACAACCUCACCGUCGCCAUAUUGGGUGGAUGCUGGGCAGGCAAUCCCCUGUGCCCACUUGUUGCCAUCAUACCGGGCCUACUGCUGCAUGCCCUUCGCCUGCAUAUGGCCCGAAGCGGCUGGCGGAACGCAGACUUAUUCCGUUGUCACGUCUCCCGUCACAUCUCGCAGACCGGUGAAGCUAUGGGUUUGACUGACAGAUGCUGCUCCGUACAUCGUCCUGUUUUUUGUUCGCCUUACCAAGCAAGCCCGCCCUGUGCGCCCGCCCGGGUGUUCGAUGCUCGAUACGUAGGUACUUUGGUACCUACUCCCACAUUUGGCGGAAGAGGCUUCCCGUACUCUACGCUCCUCCCACCCUCCCGCCCCCCUCGCACUCCAAGUUGUUUCGCUGUUCUGUGCCUCUUCACAGAAGGUAAUACGGAGGCGGAUGGCAGCAUGCCAAACAUGCCUCUGCCCAAUGUCGGGCUAUAUAAAGGACCUCACCCCACACAACACAUCUCUCCCAGGAACAGCAAGGCCUCUUCCUCCUUCCCCAUCCAUCCAGUCCUGCGCCCUCACCCCGCACACAGAUCCUUUCUGUGAUGCUAGUUCCCCUGUUACAACUUCCAGCACCAGAGACGAGACAGCUGGCCCUCGGGUCGAACCCUCAGUACACAAUGGCGCCGGCAAUAGCGCCGGCUACCAACAUCUUGCUUGAUUUCUACGGACAGACCAUAGAGAACUGUCGGUUCAUGUCCCACGAGGAUGCCGAGAUCUCCAUCAUCACCAGUAUGGACCCGGCCAGCGGCAAGUUUCGCGCCACCGUGGUCCGGACUGAAGGCUACGGGCGCCAGAAGAAGCGGACGGUGAUUGUGUCCGAGGUUGGCACCACGCUGGUCGAUGCCAUCGAACUUCUGCACACCAAGUCGGCCGAGGCAGUUCAGAACCACGUUACCACCCUGGGCUAUGAUGUUGUCCCCAGGAAGAAGGACCCCAAGCGGCACAAGCACAAGUCUUUUACUGGCAACUCCUGGGAAGAUUCCGUGACCAGCAGCAGCAACGACGAUUCAGAGGCCUCUGACUCCGACUCGGGCGCCUCGGAUAUAUCUCGAUCGGCUCAUCGUGUCCCCGAGAUGGGGCUCUCGGACGACGGGGCUGUCUUCGUCUCUCGAGCGACGGGCUCGAAGAAGAAGACCUCGACCGUGAAGCCCAAUGCUGUGCGGCCAGGGCCCCCGCCUAUUCCGGCGUGGCCACCCCAAAACCGCGUCGGCCCCCCUCCCCCGCCUGGCUUCCUUGGUUUCCCAGGGCGCGGGCCAGUCCCAUCCAAUGGCGCCAUUCCUGGCCUUCGACCUCCCGUCAACGACAAUGCAGUCCCCCGCUCCAUGCCACUGCCGCUGCCGCCGAUGCCCAAGGGCAUGCUACCGCUGCCGUCGUCCGGCACGAUCCCAUCGCCGCCGGCCCCGCCCGUGGCCAACGCCACGACGGCCCUGGCUGCCGGGCCAUCCGGUCCCGCAGCCGCAAACGCAGCCCGCCCGCCUUCUUUCGUCCCACCGCCGCCCGGCAUGUCGAUGCCCCCCUCCGCUCGGCGGCCGCGCGACGCGGUCGUCAACAUCAAGUGGGCCGGCCACGACGACGGCGCCACCAUAUUUGUGUGCUGCCCGCUGUCCAAGCAGGUCAUCGGCCUGCAGGCCAUACGCUACGUCGCGGCGCACGCCGACGAGUUCGGUCCCGACCGCUCGCGCGGGCCGAACCCCGGCUGGCUCGUCUGCCUCUUCAAGAGCGUGGUCCUGCCCACCAAGUCGCCGAGGGGCGGCGCCAUCAUGGAGAGGUCCUACGGCCUCGAGAGGUACGAGAGGGAUGACAUGUCGACGCUCUGCAAUAGCGUCAGCACCGCCGGCGCCGUGCCGCGCUUCGAAGUCACCGUGGUUGGCACGCCCGGGCCUGCUGCCGCCGCUGCUGCUGCUGCGUCACAGUCGCAGUCGCCCAAUCCGGCUUCGCUCUCGCCGCCGCCACCACCCCCUGGAUGGUGGGGGCAGGCUGGCCGCCCCAAACCGGCCGACGACGAGGGAAGCGCUACUGACGAAGAGUAGGAGAAAGAAAAUGACAUGGUUCGCCUCUUGUUCUUACCUCCAGGUACCUGGCCGAAACGUGGGGGAUGACAUGGGGCGUCUGCAGCAAUGGCAGGUGGUGUGAGGCUUUUCUUUUCCCAUUUGUCUUUCGCUUUAGUCUCUUCACUCCUUGAACAUGAUAACACCCUCCGCGAGUCUUGAACGCCCCCUUUCUGUGUUUCUUUUCUCAGUCAUACAGUGAGUCAUCAGGGGAGCCAUAUUUCUUUCUUUGCCUUUCCUUUCCUCCAUCCCAGGCUUCCCCUUCUUUUUCACCCCACGCCCCGGAACCUCCGGCGCUCUGCCCUCUCAUUGGACGUCAAUUCAGCUCUCAUCAGGGCGACUUCCGGACGAGCCGCAAAACCAGCCCACGCUGGCAUCAGGCUUUCUUUACUGGUUCGGUCUUUCAACACGAACUAGCGGAACCCGUCACAUGGGGAGGAAGAGGGGGGGUGGGUGGACUUGGGGGGAUUUUGGUUCGUGCCGCGCGGCUGGCGGAAAUGAGGAUCUCCGGUCUUGUCAGCUCAGCCUCGCUCCGGCCCGAAUGAUGCCGCCCGACCAGUCAAACUGAAGGAUGGCUUGGUUUGUUUCUCGUGUUAUUUCCUAGCCGGGUGACCGACGAUAACGACGGUGUCUGGGGCUUUGUUUUUGCUUCUCUGGUUAACUCUCCUUGUGUCUCUCCCACCGUCUCUUUUUCCCCGUCCUACAGCAGACCGCUGUUCUAAAACCUUGGGAUUGUCACUCCUUUUCAAAAAAAAAACUAAAAAACUAAAAAAACUAAAAGAAGAUUAUUCUCUUAAAACCAACCAUUUUUUAUUUCCGACCGGACCUUCCGUCGUCGGGGGUUUCGUCUCACUCAGCAACCAUUGCUGUGAGUAAUCAAUAAGUUGGUGUAUCACAUCAUAUGCCCUAUUCAGUGAAAUGACAUCCGAACCCCCCAUUCCUGCCUUCCCCCCUUUCUCCUUUUUCUUGGCUAGAGAGUUUCUUUUUGGGAGUGGUAACCUGUUUUGAGAACGAGGCUGUCGCUAGGGGCGCAAAUCGCCAUAGUUUCCGGACAUGUAGCCACAAUACGACGAUUCCCGAGAUAAUUAAGUCCCCGUGAUAUUGCCGUGUGUUGCGCGCCAACCAAACAACCUUGACGCAAAUCACUUUCGCAAUUUGGGUUUGGACGGCCUUGGCUUCGAAGCCGAGUUUGUUUGCCACAUACAGCCUCGUCGCGCGCAAUGAGAUCUGCGUCCAACCAAGAUUUCUCCCCUUUUCCUGACAGGCUCCGGCAGCCCACCCCCCCACCAGUCAUUGCCCUGCAUUGCGCGCGCCGCGGAUACCGGUAUUGCGCCCGCACUUUCGGCAAAAAAGAUCGCCGCUGCCACCACUCAAGGUGCAGAAGAUGCAGGGCAUCCCAUUUGGACGGGCCAGCCUCACUUUUUUCUUCCUUCUCUUGUCGUUGAUAUGCCAUCAAAUGAGGUUAUAAAUGACCCGCAUUAAAUAGCUUUGGCCAAGAACAAAAAAGUGGUUGGUGAUAACU
Messenger RNA from Gaeumannomyces tritici R3-111a-1, 4303 nucleotides. RefSeq lists its product as hypothetical. The coding region runs from base 1276 to 2763 and encodes 495 amino acids. The transcript has 2 exons. The record is from RefSeq and is a predicted model, not a curated record. NCBI's taxonomy places the organism in Eukaryota, Fungi, Ascomycota, Sordariomycetes, Magnaporthales, Magnaporthaceae.